This is a messenger RNA of Cladocopium goreaui, 2408 nucleotides long. The record is from the annotation of a GenBank genome assembly. NCBI's taxonomy places the organism in Eukaryota, Dinophyceae, Suessiales, Symbiodiniaceae.
UGUGAAUGUGGAGCCCUGGACGCUUCGCCCAGGACCAAACGAUUUCGCGCAACGUCGAUGAUGUUACGACGGUGUCGUACAACUCCAAGAUUUCAAGUAGUCCAUGGUCCGAUGCCUUGGGAAUCUUCGGUUUAGUCUUGGUGAAUGGGUGGCGACCAGAUGUAGUUUCAUACAAUUCGAGCAUCACUGCCUGCACCAAAGGUUUGCAAUGGACCCGAGCUUUGUCCCUCCUCAAUGAACUGCUGCUAGGUAGACUGUCCACAACAGUCAUCACGUACGGUGCAAGCAUCAGUGCAUGUGAGAAGGUUUCUCAAUGGCAGACAGCUUUGUCCUUAUUUUUUGAGGCUGAAUCCAAGAAUCAGAUGAACAUCAUCCUGUGCAAUGCGACCAUUAGUUCUUUGGAGAAGGGCCACCAAUGGCAACGUGCUCUUCAUCUCUUCUCUCAGCUAUUUGUCAAGGCAUUGCGGCCAACGGUGACCACUUGGAAUGCUUUGAUCAGUGCAUUCGGAAAGAGCGAAGAAUGGCAACGUGCGCUUGCCACAUUGGAAAACAUGCAUCUCAUGCGAUUUCAGGAAGAUGUCAUAACAUUGAAUGCCGCAAUUGACGCAUGUGGCAAAGGGGGUCAAUGGCAAUUUGCCCUUAUGAUAUUGGCCGAAUUCGGAGCGAAACAGCUGGAGCCUAACAUAGUUUCUUGCAGUUCUGCUGUAAGUGCUUGUGAGGAAGCGAAAGAAUGGCAGCAAGCUUUGUUUCUGCUUUUUUAUGCUUUGGAUCAUUCAUGCGCGGAUCGGAUGACCUGCAAUGCGGCAAUCAGCGCAUGUGGGCUGGGGUCAAAAUGGCCAAGGUCAUUGGCAGUGUUGGACUUCAUGAAAGGUUCUCCGCUUGCCUUGCACCCGUCAGUUGUGACCUACAACUCAGCCAUCAGCGCUUGUGACACAGCAGAGCUCUGGUAUAAGGCUUUGAACCUCUUUGAAACUUGUUGUGAGGGACUGAGUGCAGACAUCAUUAUGUUCAACGCUGUCAUCAGUGCCUGUGCUAAAUGUGUGCAGUGGGAACGAGUAUUGUCGCUGUUGGUUGAGCUGCAGAUGGGUGGUUUGUCACCGACAGUCAUCACCUGCGGUGCAAGCAUCAGUGCAUGUGAGAAGGUUUCUCAAUGGCAGACAGCUUUGUCCUUAUUUUUUGAGGCUGAAUCCAAGAAUCAGAUGAACAUCAUCCUGUGCAAUGCGACCAUUAGUUCUUUGGAGAAGGGCCACCAAUGGCAACGUGCUCUUCAUCUCUUCUCUCAGCUAUUUGUCAAGGCAUUGCGGCCAACGGUGACCACUUGGAAUGCUUUGAUCAGUGCAUUCGGAAAGAGCGAAGAAUGGCAACGUGCGCUUGCCACAUUGGAAAACAUGCAUCUCAUGCGAUUUCAGGAAGAUGUCAUAACAUUGAAUGCCGCAAUUGACGCAUGUGGCAAAGGGGGUCAAUGGCAAUUUGCCCUUAUGAUAUUGGCCGAAUUCGGAGCGAAACAGCUGGAGCCUAACAUAGUUUCUUGCAGUUCUGCUGUAAGUGCUUGUGAGGAAGCGAAAGAAUGGCAGCAAGCUUUGUUUCUGCUUUUUUAUGCUUUGGAUCAUUCAUGCGCGGAUCGGAUGACCUGCAAUGCGGCAAUCAGCGCAUGUGGGCUGGGGUCAAAAUGGCCAAGGUCAUUGGCAGUGUUGGACUUCAUGAAAGGUUCUCCGCUUGCCUUGCACCCGUCAGUUGUGACCUACAACUCAGCCAUCAGCGCUUGUGACACAGCAGAGCUCUGGUAUAAGGCUUUGAACCUCUUUGAAACUUGUUGUGAGGGACUGAGUGCAGACAUCAUUAUGUUCAACGCUGUCAUCAGUGCCUGUGCUAAAUGUGUGCAGUGGGAACGAGUAUUGUCGCUGUUGGUUGAGCUGCAGAUGGGUGGUUUGUCACCGACAGUCAUCACCUGCGGUGCAAGCAUCAGUGCAUGUGAGAAGGCCUCCCAGUGGCAGACCGCAUUGCAAUUGUUCAGCAGUGUCUCAAAAGACUUUGUGCCAGAUGGAGCGGCAGUAGCUGCAUACAGUGGCGCGAUCAGCGUUUGCAAGCGCCUUGCCCAGUGGCAGCAAGGCUUGCAGUUGCUCCACACCUUAGGUCCAGUUGGUCAGGCGGACUUGGUGGAUGCGUCCAACCUGAUGAGCUUCCCCUGGAGGUGGUCCUUGCUGCUGCAUGGGCCCAGGUCCGUUGCCGUUGCCAGCGCUGCUGUGCUGUCGGGCUGCUGUCGAGCUGGCAGCCUUGGGGCUCGGCUCCAGGCUUUGCAAGUGCUGAUCAACUUGCAAGUCGCUACUGAAAGAUGUGUACAGGAACACUUGUGCAAGCAGACUGCUGUGCUGCGCCUGGAAAGUGACACGUUGGCAUCUUGUGGGUAG